GAUAUCAACUCCUUGAAUACCUCUUCACUGCCUUCCCAGCGAAAAGACUCGCCAUGGCGAUCACCGUCGGGAAGCAGCACUCCAUCCACAGCGGGUCCUCCUGUUCGCUCAGUCCGGGGCGAAACCCCAGCGCCGAUGGCGCUGAGGGUGUGGUGCCGCACGAGCGGGGUCAGUGGAGUAUCAUGGCAGUCCACUCCAAGCAGAGCUUGUUGAGGUCCUCGGAGAGCUCGAGCUGCUCCGAGCCCAAGGCACUUCGGACCAUGUCAAAUCCCAUGUCAAAGAGUGCCAGCGAAGAUGAGCAAGAACAGCAUGCCAAGGUGGCUGCCUAUGUCUCCCGCAUGGAGAUCGUCAAGCCUGAAGUGCUCCGGGUCACGCGCGCGCACCAGGCCUUCCAGGGCUUCGCACGUGCGCUGCGACCGAGCCCCGGAGGUGACCUGUACAAGAAGAGCCAGAUGAGCACCGAAGUGUCCAGCUUUUGGUCUCAUUCUUGGCACGGUGGGCACUGGACGAAGAUUUUUUCCCUUCUCAUGCACUACAAUGGGCUGCCUUCGGUCCUUCUUGGCCUCUUGGCCGCUGUUGUCAUGGCUAUUCUUUUUGGCUUUGGCCUUCUGCCGGGCAUCGUACGCUUUUGGAGUCCUGAAGACAUGCAGUGGUCGACCUGGUCCAGCUGCUUCGGCUUUCUGGUCUCCGUGCUGAGUUUUUUCCUCUGGCGCUCUCAGCAGCGGGUCUUCCUGGACCGGAUUUGCAUCAAUGAGCACGACGAGGACCUGAAGUCUGCAAGUAUCUUCAGCUUGGCUGGAAUCCUGAAAAGAUCCAAGGAGAUGUUGGUGCUUUGGGACUCCACGUGGAGCGAUCGCCUGUGGUGUGUCUUCGAGCUCAGCGCUUUCUUAAGGGCCAAGCAGUGCCCGGAGGCCAGCCAGCAAGUCUUGCUCAUCACGCCGACCUUCCUUGGGCCAUGUUCUGUCGCUCUUUUUGUGGGUGCUUUCAUGGUCUGCCUACCGAUCACCACCGUCUCAACGACCUGGAUAUCCAAAAAAGUGAUCACAAAGGCAGGUUUCUCAAGUUUGCACUUGUCGGUGACACUUCCCAUCGGCGCAGCGAUCCUCUUGGUGAUCACCGGCGGCUACGUUUUAAUGAUAGCCUUCCGCAGCUAUUUCCGCUCGGUGGAAGAAUUGAAGGAGAAGUUGCAGAAAGUCAGUUGUCGCACCGCCAGGUGUUCAUGCUGCGACUCAGGGCACGACAUCGGUGGCGUAAAUGUGCUGUGCGACCGAAAGAUCGUGCAGGAAUGUGUGACGAUUUGGUUUGGCAGUCAAAAAGACUUUGAACAUUGCGCGCGAACAGAGGUCCUGGAGGUGCUGACACGUGGAUUAGAAGAACAGCUCCUGACCAGAGGCUGGAGUUUGUCGGUGACGAUGCCAGUCUUGUGGGCCUUCCUGGACUUGGCCGCCUCUUUUGCGGCCUUCGACUUCAAGAAUCAGGCGCUGGAGUUUGCCAUUGAGGGCUUUGUGCUUUGGUUCCUGGUGGCGCCCAUCUUCAUCGACUUCUGUAUUUUCCUGGCCUCCAGGUACUGCCACAGGGCCUCCACCAGCUUUUGGGACUCCUUGAAGACGUUGGGCCUUUUGUUUCUCGCCAUGGCCACCUUUGCUACCUUCGCAGGUAGCUUCUUGCUUGCCCGACUGAUCAUCAAGCCGGGGGGAGUCCUGGCAUCGAUUUUCUGCGACUUUCCGGGUGGCUGCGGCCAUCGCCGAAGCUAAGAGCCUCCAACCUAACAGCGGCCUCCAACCUAAUGACAGAUUUCGUCACCAGUUUCCCAUACAACUUCAAAAGUAGGGAAACUAGACCGCCAGCCCUCCUUUUCCGGAGCAGACCUGCCCAGCUGCUCCACUGGUGCAAAGUGCAAAACGUUGGGAGUCAAGCUGUGAAGCUUUGGUACGGUCUGGAUGACCCUGGAUGACGGGAAGAUUGCUUUCCAAAUCGCCGCAGGGGUCCUGUGGCAACCUGCCCAUCAGGAGAUGUCCUGGUUCGUGCUGGACUCUUUGCAAGCUUCUGGGGCGUUGUGGCGCUCUGCCAUUUUCUCUACAGAUCCAAAGGACAAGGUUUCACGAAAUGCCCGCUCUCAUGGUGGAGUUGAAGCUGGCUGCAGCUGAACUGACAUGCGAAGGAA
Messenger RNA from Durusdinium trenchii, 2164 nucleotides. The record is from the annotation of a GenBank genome assembly. Lineage: Eukaryota; Dinophyceae; Suessiales; Symbiodiniaceae.